Molecule: messenger RNA, 660 nt
Organism: Candidozyma haemuli
Lineage: Eukaryota; Fungi; Ascomycota; Pichiomycetes; Serinales; Metschnikowiaceae
Exons: 1
Coding region: 1-660 (219 amino acids)
Biological process (GO): mitochondrial respiratory chain complex I assembly; mitochondrial electron transport, NADH to ubiquinone
Cellular component (GO): membrane
Molecular function (GO): NADH dehydrogenase activity; 4 iron, 4 sulfur cluster binding
Source: RefSeq, a predicted model, not a curated record
AUGCUCUCGUUGGCUUCCAGAACAACGUUACGUGGCCUUGCCACCUCUGCCAGGCUCGCCAAACCAGCCGUUGCUGCCUCUCCAGAGUACUUGACCACCGGUGGGUCUACUCAGUCUGUGUGGCCUAAAGGAUUCAGACAACCUAGACCAAAGACGUGGGAGGAGCUGAGCGAAUCGGCACUUUCCAAGGCUACCAAGUUCUUUUUCUUGAACGAGAUUGCUCGAGGCAUGUACAUUUGUAUGGAGAUGUUCUUCCGUUCGCCAUACACCAUCUACUACCCAUACGAGAAGGGACCUAUUUCUCCUCGUUUCAGAGGCGAACACGCUUUGAGAAGAUACCCAUCCGGUGAGGAGAGAUGCAUUGCUUGUAAGUUGUGUGAGGCCAUCUGCCCAGCUCAGGCCAUUACUAUUGAGGCUGAGGAGAGAGUCGAUGGGUCUAGAAGAACCUACAAGUACGAUAUCGACAUGACCAAGUGCAUUUACUGUGGCUACUGCCAGGAGUCUUGUCCUGUUGAUGCCAUUGUGGAGAGUCCUAACGUGGAGUACUCCACCGCUACUCGUGAGGAGUUGUUGUACAACAAGGAGAAGUUGUUGGCCAACGGUGACAAGUGGGAGCAGGAGUUGCAGUACUGUAUUGACGCCGAUGCUCCAUACCGUUAA